AAUGAAAGAGUUAAGGAUGAAGCGAUGUGCACUGCAGGGCUGUGGAUGUGAUAUCAUUCACCACACAGCCACAACAGGAGCACAGCAAUGACUUGGAUGUUUCUCUGAGGGAACUUGUGCACAGUUUAUUCACGCUCCACAGAUACACAAGGCUGGGUAGGCCCAGCUGCAGAGAAAGAUGAGAAGAGGAGACUCGCCUCUUAGAAAGCAGAAGUCAAGUCCUUGCUUGGGAAAGAACAUGCCUCGACAGUUCCCAAAGGUAACUCUGAGUGAGGUAGAAAAGGAGACACAACUGCUAGCAGAGAAGGUUUAUGCAUCAGCGCUGAAGGAAGAGGACAAUAAAGAUGCAUUGUCAAUGUUCACUGUACCGGAGGACUGCCCGAUUGGCCUCCAGCAAGCCAAGGACCAUGAACUGCUUAAGGAGCUGGCAGAGCAGCAGUCAGAGGAGAGCACCAAGAGGAGGAAAAGCUUGAAGAUGAUUCGAUCCCAGUCAAUGUCCCUGCAGAUUCCAGUGAAUACAGACUGGGCACGCUCGGUGACGCCAUUCGUGUCCCCAAGCUCCACCUGCUCCUCAGUGCCAGAGGCCUGCCCGGACUACCAGAGGGUCACUAUCAGUGGUGAUUACUGUGCUGGAAUCACUGUGGAGGACUAUGAACAGGCAGCCAAAAGUCUGUUCAAAGCUCUUCUUAUUCGUGAGAAAUACUCAAAGUUAGCCUAUCACAGAUUCUGCAGAACCACCGCUCAGUUCCUCCGCAAUGCUGAGAACUCAGGAUGGAACGAAGAUGAUGAGGUCAUUCCAGAUAUGUAUCCGCACCCAAAAGAAGGGGAGGAUCCGUACAGCAUGGAGAACAUCCCUGAAAACUUGAACUGUGAGCUGAAGAUGAAGGAUGGGAUAGUGUACAUGUACGACAGUGCUGAGGCACUGAGAGAAAGCAAACCCCAUGACCUUCCUUACCCAGAUUUGGAGACCUUUGCUAUAGAUCUCAGUCAUGUGCUGGCAAUGAUUGCAGAUGGACCCACAAAGACCUAUUGUCACAGAAGACUUAACUUCUUGAGCUCAAAGUUCUACCUCCACGAGAUGCUCAACGAGAUGGCUGAGCUAAAAGAACUGAAAAGUGUUCCUCACAGAGAUUUCUACAAUGUUCGAAAGGUGGACACACACAUUCAUGCAGCGGCCUGCAUGUCUCAGAAACACCUGCUGACCUUCAUCCAGAAAACGUGCGAGACCGAUUCUAACCGUGUGGUGUUGGAAAAGGUGGGGCAAAAGAUGACCCUGCAGCAGGUUUUCCACAGCCUCAACAAGGACCCCUAUGACCUCACCGUGGACUCCCUGGAUGUACAUGCUGGGAGACAAACCUUCCACAGGUUUGACAAGUUCAAUUCCAAGUACAACCCAGUGGGUGCCAGUGAACUCAGAGAAAUCUUCCUGAAGACAGACAACCUCAUUACCGGAGAGUAUUUUGCCAGCAUCAUAAAGGAAGUGUCUCAUGACCUGGAGGAGAGUAAGUACCAGCAUGCAGAGCCUCGUCUCUCCAUCUACGGACGCUCUCCUGAGGAGUGGCACAGUCUGUCCAAGUGGUUCAUUCAACACAAAGUUCACUCUCCUAACAUGAGGUGGAUCAUUCAGGUGCCCAGGAUAUAUGACAUUUUCAAGUCCAAGAAGCUGGUGAACAAUUUUGCCAACAUGCUGGAGAACAUCUUCAUGCCUCUGUUUGAUGCCACUGUGAACCCCCAGAAGCACAAAGAGCUUCACGUCUUCCUCAAAUAUGUGUCUGGCUUUGACAGUGUGGAUGAUGAGUCCAAACACAGUGACCACAUGUUCUCCUUCAGGAGCCCAAAGCCGGAGCAGUGGACUACAGACGAGAACCCUCCUUACAGCUACUACGUCUUCCACAUGUAUGCAAACAUCAUGGUCCUCAACAACCUCAGAAAAGAACGUGGUCUGAGUACCUUCCAGUUCCGGCCCCACUGUGGAGAAGCCGGAUCAAUCACACAUCUGGUCUCCGCCUUUCUGACAUCUGACAACAUCUCACAUGGGCUCAACUUGAAAAAGAGUCCGGUGCUGCAGUACCUGUACUACCUGGCCCAGGUACCAAUUGCAAUGUCUCCACUCAGCAACAACAGUCUGUUCCUGGAGUACUCCAAAAAUCCUCUCAGAGAGUUUCUGCACAAAGGCCUGUGUGUGUCCCUGUCCACAGAUGAUCCCAUGCAGUUCCACUACACCAAGGAACCAUUAAUGGAAGAGUACGCUAUCGCUGCUCAGCUGUGGAAGCUCAGCACCUGUGAUGUGUGUGAAAUAGCCAGGAACAGUGUGCUGCAAAGUGGACUCUCUCACCAGGAUAAGAAGCACUUCCUGGGACCAAACUAUCUGAAAGACGGACCCGAAGGAAACGAUAUCCGUCGGACCAACGUUGCACAGAUCCGCAUGGCCUACAGACACGAGACGCUGUGUAAUGAACUCAGCUUCAUCGUGGACGCAGUGAAGUCUGAAGCCAUGAACUUACUGUCAGAAUAAACUGGCCCCCAGAAUCAGGCAUGCUGAGCUCUUAGUAACUAUGUAGCUUUAUUUUGAAAGGGGGCGGUGAGGAGGCACUGUGAUUAUUUAAUGAGAAACACAUAAUCCUGUUAGUUCAAUAAAUGCUUGCUAUGCAAUGCC
Notolabrus celidotus (New Zealand spotty) is the source of this 2656-nucleotide messenger RNA. It is a transcript of the gene ampd3a, whose product is annotated as adenosine monophosphate deaminase 3a. Gene Ontology annotation, molecular function: AMP deaminase activity. Gene Ontology annotation, cellular component: cytosol. The record is from RefSeq and is a predicted model, not a curated record. The transcript is spliced from 16 exons. Lineage: Eukaryota; Metazoa; Chordata; Actinopteri; Labriformes; Labridae. Gene Ontology annotation, biological process: IMP salvage; AMP metabolic process. The coding region runs from base 179 to 2515 and encodes 778 amino acids.